This is a messenger RNA of Bombyx mori (domestic silkworm), 1376 nucleotides long. RefSeq lists its product as uncharacterized. Lineage: Eukaryota; Metazoa; Arthropoda; Insecta; Lepidoptera; Bombycidae. The transcript has 4 exons. Bases 759 to 1361 code for a protein of 200 amino acids. The record is from RefSeq and is a predicted model, not a curated record.
ACUUCUCAUCUAGACACGGCAAGACAAACAUGUAAUAGUUUUAUAAAAAAUAUAAAGAUAAUAAUUGUAUAAUGGUGUAAAAGUGUUCAAGCUAUCUGCAAUAUAAUUAUAAUGAAGCAGUGUGUUUUUAAAUAGCCCCUCAUCACCUACAGAACUCAAUCCCCUCAAAUUUAACCGUCCAACACUUUCGAAUAAAAAUUAUUUAUUUCAGUCACCUUUAUUUAAUGUGCCAGAUAUUUAUAAAUAAACCGACAUGUUUCAGGGAUAAUUUCUGGCAGCCGGGCUUGGGAUAUUUAAAGAACUAAAUUUUAAAUCUUGAUACGAAUUUCCUGUUGCAAAAAUCUUAAUGUUACAACCAAUAUUUCUUUUGGACUUAAAUUAUCGUAGGAUUAGUUAUGUAAUAGUUAGAUUAUGGAUACAUAAUUGACUAUCGAAGUAUCGUAGGAUAGUAUCCUGCUUUUGAAUAAACGGUGUCCCAUAUCAUUUCAUUUAAUUUCAUCCCAGUUGAUUAAUAUCUCAAAUUAAUCAUCUUCAUUUCAUUUCAUUUCUCUCCAUAUUAUCAUUUUUCAUAUAAAUAAGAAUAAAAUUAAAAUAAGAUAUGACUUAAAGGUCUUAGUCACCAGGUCAUAAAAUCCCUUAAAAAAUUUAUUGUCUUGUUUACUCCUGUACUGACUCCUGGUGGUUUUACUAUGUUUUACCCUAAAACACUUUAAAACUUUCGUCGUUUAAAUUUUAACUGUGUCCUUACCUAAAAUAAAAUGAAUUCAUUAACAAAAGCAGCACCCAUGACUAAGGAUGAGACGAAGCUUCUGCUACAACUUGUGGCGGUGAAUGAAAUUAUAAAUAAUAAGACAACAAAUGCCAUAAAUAAUGAACUGAAAAAAAAGGCUUGGCAAAACUUGGCAAAUGACUUUAAUUCGUCGAUCGCAACCGUCCCCCGAACUGCAGCGCAGCUUCGUCUCAAAUGGGAAAACUUGAAGAAGUCUGCUCGCAAACACUGUGCCAACACGAGAAACGGCCUUAUUAAGACUGGACGUGAUGAGGAUUGCUUUCCGCCAGAUGGAAUAUUGGACAAAGUAGCUUCACUUUUGGGCAUCACACGUCAAGGUCGUCGAAAUACCAGCUCAAAUUUGUUAUUACAGUGUAACCGCUUACCUGCAGCUAAGCGGAAACACAAGAUGCAGGAAGAGCUUUGCAAAGCUCGCAUAUAUAGAGACAAUGCCUUAGCAGAGUACCUUAAAGCAAAAAAAAAGAAGCUUGAUUUGGAAAACAAUGAAAAGGAGAUUUUAAUUGCAAAACUUAAGUUGGAAAUAGAGAAUGCUAGGUUAGAAAAUUUAAUAUUAAGAGGGGAUUCCAAAUAAAUAACUAAGAAAUAA